Messenger RNA from Somion occarium, 810 nucleotides. The record is from the annotation of a GenBank genome assembly. NCBI's taxonomy places the organism in Eukaryota, Fungi, Basidiomycota, Agaricomycetes, Polyporales, Cerrenaceae.
GAGGGGAAAUAGCUGACACACGUACGGUGCUGCCACUUCAUUCUCUCACUCUCUCAGCUCGUCUUGCCAUGGGUCUGUCAAUAUCCACACUCUUUAGCUCGAUAACCUCUCUGGUUCGUUGGAGUAAGGACAAGGAUGUCCGGAUAUUGAUGCUUGGAUUGGAUUCGGCUGGCAAGACGACGAUUCUGUAUAGGUUACAGAUCGGAGAAGUUGUCUCUACCAUUCCAACAAUCGGCUUUAAUGUCGAGACUGUACAGUACAAGAACAUUAAAUUCCAAGUAUGGGACUUGGGAGGUCAAUCAAGUAUCCGACCAUACUGGCGUUGUUACUUCCCAAAUACUUCAGCAAUCAUCUACGUGAUUGACUCCUCUGAUACUGCCCGUCUGCCAACAUCCCGCUCGGAACUGCUCACUAUGCUCUCAGAAGAAGAGCUUGCAGGAGUUCCACUUCUGGUGUUCUGCAAUAAACAAGACAUGGAAGGUGCAAUGAAGCCAGAAGAGAUUAGUGAACAACUGGGCUUGGCAGGUGGGGAGAAGGGCCGAGACUGGAGUGUACGGGGUAGUUGUGCGACCAAGGGAGAAGGUUUGGAGGAGGGUUUGGAUUGGCUGGUGAAUGCCAUACAAAAGAAGUAAAUGGCACUUCCUUGUGUUUUUCUUUCUGUUUCUUGGUCGGCCUCAUCUAUCCGCUGUCGCAUCCCCUGCAAACGUAUCGGACACCUAUUUAAUUGUUCUGCUGCAUUAUACACAUACAUACCCUUGUACCAUUCAUUAUUAUCGCUGAUCUCUAUUAUGAGCCUUUAGAUCUCCCCUC